AUGAGGCGGUAUCUUGGCUCCGUGAUUUCAAAUCCUCGGCCUGCACAAGCUCUUGGCAUAAAUCACCCUCUUAUAGUCUUUUGUUUUAUUGCUACUAGGACUUUGUCACUAGCUCCUGCUGUAUAUUGGUGCUUAAAAUGUCUACACCUUUUCUUUUUUGGUGAUGGUCGUGCAUGGCUAGCAUUAACAUCUGCUCUCUGGACAAUUGUUUCAGGGUACUUAUCUUUUGUACUGACUACUGGGUUUUUAUUAAAAUGGCUUAUUCAUUAUUCUAUCGCACCCACAAUAAUACGUUUAUUGUCCCUUAAUGUUAUUAACUUUUCCUUUGUGUCUUUGAGUGUCAAUUUUAUAACUCAUGGCGAUAAUUCCCUUUUGCUCCCCGCUUGGAUUGCCAUAUCUUGCUUUCAAACAGCUUCUUACAUCGUUCAGGAUUGGAUUACUUCCCCCAUUACCCGAACAGCCCCAUUUCCGUCUUCAUCCUCCGCGGGUAAUUCUCUGUCAAACAGACACAGCUUAGAUUUUUUGGAAAUUACAGUGUUUGCUGUUGUGCCUGUUGGUAUUGCAAGUUUUUUCACAAUGCUGAUGCUUCUGUGGCAGAUCUACAACGAUCCGAUAUACUUUUUAGGCUCCUGA
Molecule: messenger RNA, 633 nt
Organism: Schizosaccharomyces osmophilus
Lineage: Eukaryota; Fungi; Ascomycota; Schizosaccharomycetes; Schizosaccharomycetales; Schizosaccharomycetaceae
Gene: eos1
Product: N-glycosylation protein Eos1
Exons: 3
Coding region: 1-633 (210 amino acids)
Biological process (GO): protein N-linked glycosylation; cellular response to oxidative stress
Cellular component (GO): endoplasmic reticulum membrane
Source: RefSeq, a predicted model, not a curated record